Messenger RNA from Olea europaea var. sylvestris, 705 nucleotides. RefSeq lists its product as uncharacterized. The record is from RefSeq and is a predicted model, not a curated record. The transcript has 2 exons. Bases 1 to 705 code for a protein of 234 amino acids. Lineage: Eukaryota; Viridiplantae; Streptophyta; Magnoliopsida; Lamiales; Oleaceae.
AUGGCUAAAGAAAACAAAGAAAAUUCAUCAACCCAAAAAGUGGAAGAAGAAGCAAAUUCUGAAAGUGCAGAGAAAGAAGAUAAAAAUGAUGGUGAAGGUGAAGAAUUUGAAUUCGCAUUUGUUGCAAAAGAGGCUGAAUUUUCUUCUCCAAUUUCAGCUGACGAAAUCUUCUACAACGGUCAGAUCCGACCUACUUUCCCCAUUUCCAAUAGAGAUUUACGGUUCCGAAAUGUUGAAAUUGAGAAUGGAAAUAAGACUACUGAAAAUUCGGGUUCUGCAAAGGCUCCAAGAAUUCGGGUUCCAUUGAAGAAACUUUUUAUUGAGGAAAGGGAAACGACGACGUCAAGUUCGUCGUCGGAGACCGAAGAACUAGAAAACCUGCCCCCAGGAACGUACUGCGUGUGGAAGCCAAAGGCGGCGGAGGCGGCGACGAGGCAGUGUAAACAGAGCAGUUCGGCCGGUUCUUCCAAGCGCUGGAGAUUUAGUGACCUAUUACGCAGGACUAAUAGUGAUGGCAGAAAGGACAGUUUUGUCAUUUUGCCUCCAAGAAACAAACAACAGAAGAAAACUGAAACGGCUAAAGUAACGCCGCCCGUGAUGGCAGCGGUGGCGCCGGGCACAAGGAAACACGACCAACGGCGGCGGGAUGUGGUGGGGUUUUUUAAUAUUGUAAAUGGGUUGAGUAGGAACCUUCAGCCUUUUUAA